Messenger RNA from Bactrocera latifrons, 4857 nucleotides. RefSeq lists its product as uncharacterized. Gene Ontology annotation, biological process: endocytic recycling; endocytosis. Gene Ontology annotation, cellular component: cytosol; intracellular membrane-bounded organelle. The coding region runs from base 451 to 4002 and encodes 1183 amino acids. Gene Ontology annotation, molecular function: guanyl-nucleotide exchange factor activity; phosphatidylinositol phosphate binding. The transcript is spliced from 11 exons. The record is from RefSeq and is a predicted model, not a curated record. Lineage: Eukaryota; Metazoa; Arthropoda; Insecta; Diptera; Tephritidae.
CUUUGUACGUUUCUUAUUGCAUUGCUUUUGUCUCGGGGACAUUAAUUUUUUUAAUGCCUAGCUUGAUAAAUAAUUAAAAUAAAAGAUAUGACGAAUAAUUUGUAAAUAUCUAGUGCUUGAAUUUCAAACGCAGACGACUGCAAAAAAAUCGUAGUUUUGAACGGAAAAAUUAAAAAAAGGGAGUCCGUGAAAAAACCCUUUGCAAAAGUGCGGAAAUCACUAGUGACGUCGUGCAGAAAAGUUACGAAAAGAUAAUAAGAAAUCAUAUAAAUAAGUAGCUACCAAUAGUAUUUUAUAUACAUUAUUGUAGUGUUGAAAUAAAUACAAAAUUAAUAGAAAGUGAUUGUGUUAUUACAUAUAUAAUUUAAAAACAUGGUUUCUGCAUAAUACAACAUAAUAUAAGUGGAAAUUCUUUGUGGCAGCAGGGCGGCGACUGCAAGCGCUUCGAGUAUGAGUUCCCGUAUAAAAACGGAUGUAAAGAAACUAUUCGAGUUUUGGUGUGAAGUCGCGCUCGUACAUAAUGGAGAUAAACACAGUACGCCUACGGUCGGCAGUCAGACAUCACCGUCUUGUGUCAUUGUUGAAAGCUUUCCGGAGGGAUAUCGCGAUGAGAAGACAAUGGCCGAUAUACCCGCCUUUGCGUUUCCCUGCAAAAUCGAAAGCGAUUCUGUGCAAUCGUACUCCUUCGUACUCACAACAGACGAUUCCAAGUGGCGGUUUGGUUUCUGUCGCCAUGAUCCGAAGACGGACACCGCAAUGGUAAUAAUCACAUAUUUGCCAUGGCAUGAUACAUUUUUGCGACUGCUGACGCUGCUGGCCGAGUUGCGGCGCUGUGAUGAGACCACCACAACGAGCAUCAAUAAUGCCAAUGAUGACUUUCGCACUUUUCUCGCCGAGGCGUAUAAUCGCGGUGUGCCCGAUCCGGGCGGACACUUGAAAUUAUUCUAUAACGGCGGACAAAAUUAUUUCGUGUUUGAGCGACCGCUGACGUUUCAAUUGCCCAGCAUACCUGAGAAUCACAAUUUAAAUCUGUAUUAUAAUUUUGUGGAUCCAAAGAAUAUGAUUGCUGUAUUCGCAGCAAUGCUGGCUGAGCGUCGCAUCAUUUUCACAUCGCGCCGCCUGGAUCGUUUGUCGUCGUGCAUACAAGCGGCUAAUGCGUUCCUCUAUCCUAUGGUUUGGCAGCAUAUCUUUAUACCAGUGUUGCCGAUGAAAUUAAAAGACUAUUUGAGUGCGCCCAUGCCAUAUCUGAUUGGAGUGCCGCAAACAGUGCUCGAAACGAUGACAACCGAUGAACUUGGCGAGGUUGUGAUACUUAACUGUGAUACGAAAGUGUUUCAAAGCCCCUUCGACGACGUACGCGAAAUGCCAGCGGAUAUUGUAUCACAAAUGAAGAAACAGCUCAGCCAUUCGAACGAGCAUAUUGGCGAUCGUGUUUCGAAAAUUUUCCUCGGCGUACUGGUGCAACUGAUAAGCGGCUAUCGCGAUGCUGUGGAGUUUCGUGAAACGGGCAAGACCUUCAACCGUGAUAAAUUUAUCGAAUCUCGCCCGAAACACUUGCGUCCGUUUCUAGCGAAAAUGAUGGAGCUGCAAAUAUUUCAGCAAUUCAUUGAUGAACGCCUGCAAAUGCUCAACACCGGUUUGGGUUAUUCGGAUGAAUUCGAAUUGGAGACGGCGCGUUAUGCCGAGAAAAUGAAGAAGAAACGACAUUACGAAUUUCUGAACAAUGUCAAGGAAAAGUACAAUGCGACAAAUCCAGCCGUAAAGUCUGCUGUCAAAUCGGUGAGUGGCAUAUAUGUCAAGGAGGGCUCACGCGGUGUCAAGAGCGCCUACAAAGACUUCAAAUCGAAAUUACGCGACAUCACACCACCGAACAGCUCGCAGACACACUUCCGUUCGCAUCUCACAUCGAAUUCGCAGCACGAUCGCAUUGACGGUAAUAGCAUCGGCGGCGGCAGCAGCAGCGGCAGCGCGUUUGGUGUAGGCUUCGGCUACGGCAAAACCAAAUCUAUUGGUGGGCAUCACUCAGCGCCGAGUUCGCCGAUCUUCAGCAAUAAGCGUACGACUGCCGUCAGUGUGACGGGUGGCAAUCAGGCGACGGCGGCCUCGUUUCAAUACGCCUGUCCAGAGGAUUUGAAUGGCUCCAGCCAGUUUGUGCGACGUGCCCCGCCUCUGGCGAUGUCCAGCUCGAGUGCGCACAUACAGUCGAACGGUUUUGCGGGCGUUACGCAUGGCACUGCUCAUCUUGCUGCUCAUUUGGCUCCGUCUCCUACUAUUAGCCCGGCAAGCUCGCUCUGUUCGUCGGAGAUGAAUUUGUCGCAAGAACUGCAAAAUCAUCCAUUGUUUAAGCCACCACUCGUGGAUCGCAGCCUUAAGCCCAGCAUCAGUCUAGACUCAACCACUCACCAAACUCAUCCACAGCAUCACUACAAUCAUCAACACAACCAUCAUUAUCAGCACAGUCAGUUAACGAGCAACAACCAUCAGCAUGACCACCAGCGAGCGCAAAAUCAACAACAGCAACAGCAACAACAAUAUCAAUACCAUCAAAGGCUCACAGCCACACGCACCGGUGGUCCACCACCAGCGCGCCCACCGCCACCAGCCGCACAUCUGCUGCAAACCUUAAGCGCCGGCCCAACUCUGGGCACAACUGCCAACGCAACGGUAUCAUACUAUAAUCAUCCGCAUGUGCGACGCCAACUAACCGCGCUCACAUUACAUCCAUAUGUCGACACGAAACCACCGCCGGUGCCCCAGCCAUCAGCAAAAGACGAAGAGAAGACGUCGUUGCAUGUCGCAGCAGCGGCAAUGCCACAGACCGCAACGCGCACAUCGACACCCAACAAAAUCGUGACAACCGAUUCCAUUUACGACAAUCCACCAGACAUGCAAUCGCCACCCAUACCACCGCGACGUCAAGGCACCGGCGACAAUGAUGGUUCUGGCGCGGAGAACGCCUUCAAUUUGACACGUGCGACACCGGCGCUGGCACCGUCGGGCGGUAGCAUAAUUACGGGUGGGUGCGGGAGUAAUGCGAUCGCCAUGGCCGCUGCCGCCGUGCACGCGGGCUUGCAACGCUUGGAGCACAAUUGCUGGCAAGACUAUACGGACCGCACUGUAUUGCAACACGAUGCGCUGCGCCAUUCGUCGUCUUCGACUGCCUCCAAUGCUUCGGUGUCAUCGUCAUCGUUCGACUCAAGUGGCGGCUCAUUUGUGUCGGCUGCAUCGUCAUCGUUCUUUCAUCAGGCGCGCUCAUGUGACGAUCACUCAACGCGUACGACAACAGCGGCGGCGACGACGGCAUCGACUGAGACUACACCAGUGCCGGCUCCACGACAGAAAAAAGAGUCGCUGCGCUCACUUCAGCCACAACAUUUGCCAGUGCCCGAAUAUUCACUCAAAUCAGCUGCAGCCUCGUCAACCUCGUCGCAAGAGGAUACCAUGAACGAUCUGAUAUCACUGGACGACAGCAACAACACCAGUUUCGAUUUGGAAGAUUUCGAUCCUCUAAAUCAGAAUGCACGCCCGCUGCCGCUGCGCAAUGGCAAUGUAACGGUGAAUAAUGCCAAAACGAAUGGCUUAAAGUCCACCACAUUGCCAGCUAAUACCAAUAACAAAACUAACAUCUUGGCCAACACUACCGCUAGCACCGUAAGCAAUCCGUUAUAUUCGUAUCACACGCCACAACAUCUACGAUCGCCACACAUGCGCGCACAACCGCAAACACGUGCUCUGACCUCGGCUCAAUUGAAGGCGCCCACAAUGAAGCCACCACCUUUGCCUACCAGCAAACCGCCACCUAUGCCAGCACCAGACGAGGACUUUGAACUGUUGCGCAAGUAUGGCCUGGAUCAGUUCACAUUGACGACCGCACCACACACACUAACAACAACAGCAACAACUAUGGCGGCAAAUGUAAAGAGCAGCAGCAGCAAUAGUGGCGGCGCCAACACGGCUGCCCUCGCCGGCGGUGGCAUGCACAAUUGGACCACAUUCGAUUGAGCUGUCGUAUGGCGACGAAGUUGCGAGCUCUUUGUUCGUGGUAUAUGUUAGCAGUUAAAGUAUGUUUCUACUAUAUUUAAUAAUUACUGUAAAUUUAAAUGUAAAAAAACAAAAACAACAACAAAACUAUGCAUUCGUGUACAUACCAGUUUAUUGCUUUAUAAGAUAUUGAUGUGGGAUCACAUUAGUGUAAUUAUAUAUAUUGUAUAUUUAAAUAGUGUAUGUAUGUCUGCAGUGUUGUCGAAAAUGGAAAUGCCAAGCGCAUAAAUAGAUUAUUUUGUAAUAUUAGUGGUGUGCAUAUACAUAUGUACAUAAAUUUACAUAUGCAUAAAACGAUAUAUAUUUUGUAAUAACUGUAAAUGUGCGUUUGCAUUAGACAUAUGUAUGUAUGUAUUUAGAUAUAAAAGCGCUGUGAUGAUUGGCAAAACACAAUAGCAAACAACAACAAAUUACGAAAAUAAUAUACAUUUGUAUGAGCCAAUGAGCAAAGCGCAGAAUAAAACAUUUUGAGACUAAUAUUAAUUUUUUAGAAAAAAAGAAAUACUAAUAAAUAUGCUUAUUUAGGUUGUAUAUAACGUAGAAUUAUGCAGCAGUAGGCAAUUCACAUUGUAGAGUCUUCGAAAAUGGAACGAUCUAUAGUUCUAGCUGAACCAGUUAAGCAGAUUUUCAUGUUGUUACAACAGCAACAAAACUCCUAAUUGACUACUUUUCAAUGCGAUUUCUUUCGAUUUUGCUAAAAAAAAUAUGCGAUAUCUAGCCACAUGCUCAUUAGUAACAGAAUCAAAUAUAAACAUUAAACAUAUAGAUAUAUGUGUAUGUAUGUAUGUAUAUACACAUCGUUAAAUAAAAUGCAUA